This is a messenger RNA of Triticum urartu, 1546 nucleotides long. Lineage: Eukaryota; Viridiplantae; Streptophyta; Magnoliopsida; Poales; Poaceae. The record is from RefSeq and is a predicted model, not a curated record.
AGUCCACUUGCUAGUACAUUUGUUUGCUAUUUGCUCUGCCCAAGCGCAAGCCGGCUCUGUCAUAGGAAAUACACGCUCAACUAAGUGCAACGUUGAAGGAAAACCACCAUGGAGCAGGCGAGGGCGACCAAGAUGCGGAGGAAGGAAGACGAAGAACAAGAGGUUGGUGGGAUCGAACGAGUCCCGGAGGAAUGCCUGGUGAAGGCCAUCUCCAUGACCUCCCCCGCCGACGCCUGCCGCGCCGCUGCGGUGUCCGCCGCUUUCCGUUCGGCGGCGGACUCGGACGCCGUGUGGGAGCGGUUCCUGCCGCCGGAUUGCGACGCCGUCCUGGAGCGGGCCGUGCACCUCGUGGAUUCCAACUCACAGAAGGAGCUCUUCAUGGACCUCAGCGAGGAGCACGUCCUGCUCGACGAUGGCAAGAGGAGUUUUGGGCUCCAGCGAUGGAGUGGCGCAAAAUGCUACAUGUUGUCUGUGAGCGAGAUGGGAAUCGCUUGGGUUACAGCACAUCUUUACUGGAGACAGAGGUUGGACCCAGAUUCAAGGUUCUCCAAGGUGGCAGAGCUGGUGUCCGUGUGCUGGUUCAUAAUCUCUGGCCACAUGAGCACCAAGGAGCUCUCGCCGGGCACCCACUACGCCGCCUACCUCAUCUUCAAGCUCACCCGCGACGCCUCUGGCCUAGCCUCUCGUCGCCAGAAAUCGUUUGUCAAGGUAGGCGGGCACCUGGUUGGGAGCACUUGCACCGCGUCUCUCCAUCUCUGCAACCAUGCUUCUUGCGCUAGCGAUGGUGGCGAGUCAUCAUCAUCAUCGUCGGCAAUCAACCACACCGCAACACAAGCGCAUGAGCACAAGGAGGAGGAUGAAGGAGGCAUCGUUGUUAGGUACCCACAAGAACGGACUGACGGCUGGUUGGAGUUCGAGAUAGGCGACUUCCACACAGUACUACUUCUUCGGCCAACGCAUUGAGUUGAUGUACGCAGGCUGACAACUAAAUAGGUGAUGAAGCCACGGCUGCAGAAGACGUUAGCAUGGAGCUGCAGGAGCUCGAGGAGCUACACUGGAGGAACGGGCUCAUCGUCGAAGGAAUCGAGAUAAGGCCUAAGAAUUGAUUAAUAUGGUAAUUAUAUCCCCAUACCAUAUAUACCAGGUAUACCAGGGAUUGGAGAUUUGGAGUUGAGUAUCAGGAAAUUUAUGUCCCGCUUUGGAUGAUAAGCAGUAAUAAUAGGAUAUAGUAAAUGUUUGAUUUCGAAUGUGUCCUGCUCAUGAAAUAUUGGAUGUAUAUUCAAAGACUAGGCCCUUCGGACACUGUUCUACCGGCCGCGCCACUUGAGCCGGCCCAGCAGCAAUAGCUCGUAUUUUAUUUUAUUUUUAUUUUUUGGAGAAAAUAGCUCGUGUUUUAGUAUCUAUUUCACUUUUACCUUCUUUUGUUAAGGCACUUUAAAAUGAUUAGUGUUAACUAAAAUAAUUUGCAGAUAGUUCAUAACAUGAUAAUGUAUCUUGCAAAACAAAACAUGACGAUGUAGUCUUAAACAAUAUUUUAAAAAGUUCA